Molecule: messenger RNA, 6333 nt
Organism: Drosophila innubila
Lineage: Eukaryota; Metazoa; Arthropoda; Insecta; Diptera; Drosophilidae
Gene: Lrp4
Product: low-density lipoprotein receptor-related protein 4
Exons: 14
Coding region: 54-6272 (2072 amino acids)
Molecular function (GO): protein binding; calcium ion binding
Source: RefSeq, a predicted model, not a curated record
GUGUGCUUGUGCGUGUGCGAGUGCGUGUGUGUGUGUGUACGCGCGCGGUGGCAAUGUAUUGGCUAGCCUUGCCGUUUUGCCCUUUGGUGUGCCUGCUAUGCUUGUGCUUGGGAUUUGGCGAUUUGACUUAUGGAUAUGGCGAUCAAUAUGGGCGCGGCAUUAAUAACCGUGCUGGAGGUCAUGAGAAUACACAAGAACGUCCACAAAACUGGUAUCAGCAAGCCCAACCACGAUCGGUAAAUGGUAAAGCACAACUGAAUAAUGGACAUAAUGUGCAUGGGGAUAAUUUAUCCGAUGAGAUGCUGCAUAAGGAUGAUGAUCACGAUUAUCUCACCGCUUCCGAUUACCCACCACAUCAAGGUCAUGAGCACGAUCACGCAUACGAUCAUGAGCAUGAUCACGAGGACGAUCAUGGGCACGAUCAAGAACAUGAUCAUGAUCAUGAGCACGACCACGACCACGAACAUGAUCACGAGCACAUUGACGAUAAUAUGGAGGGUCAAGAGGAGGGUGAAAAAUUAUAUGGUCAUGUUUUUACCAUGGAACCAAUGAUACCACUUAAACCGAGCAUCGGUGCUGGCGCUGGCGUCGGCACAACAAGCACGGGCGAUACUCCAAAGUUCCGUAAUGUGGGUCCACAGGGAGGACGUGGCGAUAUGUAUGUUGUUCGCGAAUCGGAUAGACAGACAAGCACGCGGGGUCGUGAUGGUUUUGUCAGCGGUGCCAGCAACAAGCAGAAGGGCUUCCGCCCAUUUGCGAACCGCGUUGUAGUCCACGAUGAUCCCCGGCAGCUGGGCCAGCCGGGUGAUGGAUACAGCGCACCACCGUCCAGUGGCUGCCACAAUAGCUGUGAUGAAUUGCACUCCGAUGAGCUCGACUGCGACAACAUGGAUGAUAUAUUGUCCAAGCUGCAAAAGGAGUGCGAACAGAGCGGCCUCCAUGUCAUGUGUCCCAGGACUUAUCGUUGCAUUAAUAAAGACUGGCUCUGCGAUGGCGACGAUGACUGCGGUGAUUAUUCCGAUGAGACGCAUUGCGGAGCGCGGACCAACUGCACUGAGGAUCAAUUUGAGUGCCUGAACGGCUUCUGCAUUCCACGACAGUGGCUGUGUGAUGGGGAAAACGACUGUAAGGAUUAUUCCGAUGAGCUCCACUGCAAUCGCACCAGCUGCACUGACGAGCAUUUCACCUGCAACGAUGGCUACUGCAUCUCCUUGGCCUUCCGCUGUGACGGCGAACGCGAUUGUGACGAUAAUUCGGAUGAGCACAAAUGCCCGGCGGUGAUCAACAGCUGUCCCGAAGGUGAAUUCAAGUGCCGUGGUGGCCUCGGCGGUGCCGGCGGUCCCAGUGGUCAGUGCAUUCUCAAUCGCUUCCGUUGCGAUGGUGACAACGACUGCGGCGAUUGGAGUGAUGAGGAGAAUUGUCAGCAGAAGCCAUCGCAAUGCACAUCGGGCGAAUAUAAGUGCGCCGAUGGCACAUGUAUUCCAAAGCGAUGGAAAUGCGACAAGGAGCAGGACUGCGAUGGCGGCGAGGAUGAAAACGACUGCGGCAAUAUGAGUCCAGAGCAUCCAUUAACCUGCGGACCCGAUGAAUACACCUGCCACAAUGGUCGUUGCAUUUUGCGAACCUGGCUGUGCGAUGGCUAUCCGGACUGUUCGUCGGCGGAGGACGAGGUCGAUUGUCUCCUGCAGUGUGACGCCGGCCAAUUUCUCUGUCCAGCUAAGAAAAACAUCACGAAUCUUAAAAUCUGUGUGCAUCAGAAGCAUGUCUGCGAUGGCCAAAACGACUGUCCACUCGGCGAGGACGAGGUCAACUGCCCAGUUGAACAGAAGUGUCCGGAGCCACGGCAAUGUGAGCAACUCUGCAUCAAAACAGCACGUGGAAAAGAUGAAUGCGCCUGUCGAUUGGGUUAUCUAAUGAAUGAGAACAAGCGCAACUGCACAGACAUCGACGAAUGUCAAUAUUUGACGAGUCCAGUCUGCUCACAGAAGUGUCACAAUACACUGGGAUCCUUUGUCUGUUCGUGCGAGAUGGGCUACAUACUACGGCCGGAUCUGAGGACAUGCAAGGCUCUUGGAGGAGCGAUGACUCUGCUGGUGGCAAAUCGCUGGGACAUUCGACGAGUGACCCUCAGCAAUAAUCGUUACAUGGCUGUUGUGAAAGGAUUACACAAUGCGAUUGCUCUGGACUUUCAUUAUCGUAAGGGAAUGAUGUUCUGGUCGGAUGUGUCCACUGAUGUCAUCAAGAUGGUAUAUGUGAAUGGAACCCGGGUGCGGGAUGUCAUCAAGUGGGGAUUGGAGUCGCCAGGUGGCAUUGCUGUCGAUUGGGUGCAUGAUCUUCUCUUUUGGACCGAUUCGGGUACGAGACGAGUGGAGGUAUCCAAUUUCCAGGGCAAUCUACGUACUGUGAUUGCCGCCAGUGAUUUGGACAAACCACGUGCCAUCGUCAUACAUCCUGGCGAAGCUCUGGCCUUCUGGAGUGACUGGGGACCGAAUCCGAAAAUCGAACGUGCUCACAUGGAUGGAUCACAGCGUCAGGUCAUCAUAUCCAAGGGCGUCACCUGGCCAAAUGGUCUAGCCAUUGAUUAUCCGAAUAGUAAGAUCUAUUGGGCAGACGCCAAGCAACAUGCCAUCGAGUGCUCCAACUUGGAUGGCAGUGAUCGGAUCAAGGUGCUCAGCACACAUCUUCCCCAUCCAUUUGCCUUGACCAUCUUUGAGGAUACAAUGUACUGGACUGACUGGAACACCAAGACGGUCUCCGCUGCCAAUAAGAUAACGGGCAAAGGCUUCCGAUCUGUGCACGAGAACUUCCACUUUCCCAUGGACAUCCAUGCUUAUCAUCCGGCUCGUCAGCCGGACUAUCAGGAUCGCUGCCAGAAGGACAGACGUGGACUACGUGGCGGCUGUUCCCACAUGUGUUUGCCCAAUAAGACAUCGCGUCGCUGUCAAUGUCCAAUUGGACUAUCACUCAAGGAUGAUGGGAAAACGUGCAAGAGUGCGCCGGAUAAACUGGUGCUCGUGGCACGUCGCAAGGACAUUCGUCUGCGGCAGCUGAACAGCAAGCCCUCGGGACCGAAUGAGGUUGAUAUGAUUGUGCCGCUGGACAAUCUAAAGCAUGCUGUCGCCCUCGAUUGGUGCAGUGAGACGGACUUCAUCUACUGGACGGAUGUGGAGCGUAGCUCCAUAAGCAAGGCACAUCUCAAUGGUAGCUAUCAACAGCGUGUGGUCCACUCGAAUUUAGAGUCACCAGUUGGCCUGGCACUGGACUGGAUAACCGAUAAACUCUAUUGGACCGAUCCAUCCACCAAUCGCAUUGAGGUGGCCACCACAAAUGGAAAGAUGCGCACAUUGCUCGUCUGGGAGAAGCUGGACAAGCCGCGAGAUAUUGUCGUCAAUCCAAUAGAUGGUCUCAUGUUCUGGUCGGAUUGGGGGGAGGAGGCCAUGAUUGAACGUGCCAAUAUGGAUGGCACCAGUCGCGUUAUUAUCGCCUCCAAGAAACUCAUCUGGCCCAAUGGUCUGGCCAUCGAUUAUGAUCAGAACAAGUUAUAUUUUGUCGAUGGCGGCACCAAGACUCUGGAGAACAUGAACUUUGAUGGCAGCAAUCGCAAAACCAUAAUCAAUGGACUUGGUCAUCCAUUUGGGCUGGAUGUGAGCGGCGGACGAGUGUACUGGACAGAUUGGGAUACCAAGUCGGCCAUGAGCGCCGAUAAGUUGACGGGUAAAAGUGUGAGCACCGUUAUUGCCAACAGUAGCGACCUUAUGGACAUUCGUGUAUUUCAUCGAACGCGCAGGCGCGUUUACAAUGCAUGUGACAAGCAGAAUGGAGGUUGCUCCCAUCUGUGUCUUCUGAAUCCCACUAGUUACACUUGUGCUUGUGCCGUGGGCGUCCAGUUGAAGGAGGAUCGACGCACGUGCUCCGAGGGGCCAACCAAGUAUAUUCUCUUUGCCCAUCGCAUUGAUAUUCGUCAAAUAUCAUUGGACUUUGAUCAUCUGAUCGAUGUGGUGCUACCAUUGCCGCCAAUCUCGAAUGCUGUUGCCCUGGACGUGGAUCAGAAGACGGGCUACAUUUUCUGGUCGGACACCAUUGAGAAUGUCAUCAUGAGCUCCAGUCCCGAUGGUCUUCAUGUUCACAAAGUGAUUGGCGAAAGUCUCGAGAAUCCAGACGGUCUGGUUGUCGACUCCAUUGGCAGGACAAUCUAUUGGGCUGACGCGGGCAGACACACAAUAGAAGUGGCCACCCUCGAUGGCAACCAUCGUCAUGUGAUUGCCUAUAAGGAUUUGGAGUCACCACGUGGCUUGGCCCUCGACUAUGAGGCGGGUUUGCUAUUCUGGACCGACUGGGGACAUUAUCGCAAGAUCGAGCGUUCCCAUCUCGAUGGCAAUGAACGUUCCCGCAUUGUCACCGCCAAUCUUGGCUGGCCAAAUGGUCUGUCCUUGGAUUUGAAGAGUAAACGAAUCUACUGGGUGGAUGCCCGACUAAAGACAAUUGAUUCCUGCGAUUAUACGGGCAACCAGCGGAAACUGAUCAUGUCCUCAUUGCAUCAUCCUUAUGCAUUGGCUCUCACCGAAGACUAUAUCUAUUGGACGGACUGGAAGUCGAAGGCUCUGCACAUGGCGGAUCGACGGAACACGAGUGCCAAGCGCGAUGUCAUGACUAAUAUUGAUGGAUUGAUGGACAUCAAGGUGAUUGUCAAGCAUCAGCAGAUGGCGGAGAAUGUGUGUGGCAACAAUAACGGUGGCUGCUCCCAUCUCUGUCUGCGCAAUCCCGCUGGUUACUCCUGCCAGUGUCCCACUGGACUGAAGCUGCGUGAUAACAGCACAACACAUUGUCAGAAUCUACCAGAUGAUUACCUGCUAAUUGCCUUGCGCUCCGGAAUCGGAAUGAUCUCAUUGAAUAGCGGUGAUUAUAUGGACGUGGUCCUGCCUAUCAGUGGAGUACACGGCGCUGUGGUACUCGACUAUCAUUAUCGCAAGAAUUGGCUAUUCUUUGCCGACGUCAAUCUCGAUGUGAUUCGUCGUGUCAAUCUUCUAAACUUGACCGAGAGCAAGGUCAUUGUCAGCACCGAACUCUUUACACCGAAUGGCAUUGCCGUUGACUGGAUUGCCGAGAAUCUCUAUUGGUCAGACACAGAUCGCAAACUAAUUGAAGUCGCUCGCCUUGAUGGCACCUGCCGCAAGAAGCUAAUCACUGAGGAUUUGGGCGAUCCUCGCUCCCUCAUUGUGCAUCCAGCCAAAGCGUAUCUCUUUUGGUCGGAUUGGAAUUCGCCAGCGAAGAUCGAACGCAGUUCUCUAGAUGGUUCAAAUCGCACAGCAAUUGUCACCUCGGGUGUGGGUUUUCCAACGGGUCUCACAAUUGAUUUCACCAAUCGGCGACUGCUUUGGGCCGACGCAUUAGAGGACAAUAUUGGCCAGGUUGAUUUUAAUGGGAAACGUCGUCAGACUAUCGUUCCAUAUGCACCACAUCCGUUUGGUUUGACCAUGUUUGAGAGCAACAUUUAUUGGACAGAUUGGUACAACAAGUCCGUGUACCGCUCACAGGUUGUGCCUCGCAUGGGAUACGGUUAUCCUUUCGAGGUGAGAGAUGCACUCAGUGGGGCACUGGACAUACGUGCCGUGUCGUUGCAACGUCAAGCAAAGAGCUGGAAUCAAUGUGCCCAGGAUAAUGGCGGAUGUUCACAUCUGUGCUUCUAUCGUGGCAUUGAUUAUGUGUGCGCUUGCCCAGAUCGGCUGGAGAGCGAUCGACGGGAAUGCUCGACGACUCCCAAGGAGCUGGUACAGGCGCGACUCGAGAGCGAUCAACAGCCAGAUUAUUCAGAUGAGCUGACUGAAGACCCAACAUCGAUCGACAACCAGGAUAACAAUAAUGGCCAGUUCGAUGACGAUCUCAAGAGCAAAGAGGACAACGAGCGUGAAUUCUUUGUACUGAUUGCGCUCGGUGUUGUCAUUGUUAUGGUCGUCAUCAUAAUGCUGGUGAUGUUCAUGCUCGCAUUAAAUACAAAUCGCAAAAAAUCGAAGCGCAACACACGCGGCUCCAGUCGCUCCGUAUUGACAUUCUCCAAUCCCAAUUACAAUGUGGACGGUACACCAAUGGAGCCCAAAACGAAUAUCUGGAAACGUUUUAAAUAUGACAAAUCGCACGAGCGCGCUGGAGUUUACGAAGAGCGCAGCUUGACCACUGAGACGGCUUCGUCCAGUUUAUUCGUGCCAACUCCGUCUCCGAUGGCAUCACCAUCGACAAAGACUAUGCAACUGACAACGCUCUCGACUAUCACAUAAACACAAAAUGACGUCACAGAAGUCACAAGUACAUAAAGAUAAAAAAAAAACAGAAAAAAAA